UUUUCAAAAAAAGUAUAUCAAGGGAAAGAUGGAGAAUCGCACGAACUCUGCGACUUGUACUUGGAACCUGAGCAGUUGACGCCAUAACCAGAACCCUCGUUCCGCUGCGUUCGCUGUCGCUCAAGGUGUCGAGUAGUUUGGAUUUGCGGAGAAAAGUAGGAACAUGGCAUCUUCAGAUGAUGAGGAUGAGACUCAGCCGAUAUCUGUGUCGAAUUACUAUUUUGUUGAUGACAAAGAUGCGCUUGUUUCUUUUGCUGUGUUGCCAAUUCAAUGGAAUAAGUCCGAGAGUCUGGACGGGAAGAACGAGAAGGUGUUCAUCCACGGUGCUGCGGACAAUGGGCUGCAGACGAUUUUCAUGCAAGUCAUAGCGUGGAGCUUUGAUCUUUCUUACGUGAGGCCUGAGAUAUCAGUGCUAUCGAAGGAUGGGAAGUGGGUCAAACUUCAGAAGCCGAGAAAGAGCUAUGAGGAUACCAUAAGGACGAUUUUCAUCACCAUUCAUUUCCUGAGUCAUGUGAAGAGGAAUCCUGACAUAUCUGCUAAAUCUAUGUGGGAUAACUUGAGUAAGAAUAAGGAGUUUAGCUCCUAUGAGGUUAUGCCCUCGCAAAAUGAUUUGACAAACCAUGUUACUUUGAUGGGUGAAGCUGCCAAAAGGGAUGCUGACUUAGCUAAAUCCAAGCUUUUGCUCAUGGUGCUGAAGUUCAAGAAAAUUUCUGAUGAGGAAGCUAAAGAUUUAGCAAGACCUGGAUUUAUAUUCGACGAUAAUGACAAUGAUAUGAUUGAUGAAAUGGGUGAGGAGUCAGAUGAAGAGGAUGGAUUGUUUGAUUCUGUUUGUGCGAUUUGUGACAAUGGGGGCAACAUUUUGUGUUGUGAUGGAAAGUGCAUGAGGUCAUUUCAUGCAAAUGAGGAGGAUGGUGAAGAAUCUUCUUGUGAAUCUCUUGGUUUUACCCGAAAGGAAGUUGUUGAGAGCCAAAACUUCUAUUGUAAGAAUUGUCAAUAUAAUAGGCACCAGUGCUUUGUAUGUGGCAAGCUAGGCUGUUCUGACAAACUUUCUGGUGCUGAGGUCUUCAAAUGUGCUUCAGCAACUUGUGGCUUCUUUUAUCAUCCGCACUGUGUUGCAAAGUUACUUCACCGAUUGGUUGUGGAUGCUCCAACAGAACUUGAGAGAAAUAUUGCUGGUGGUGAACCUUUUACUUGCCCUACUCAUUUUUGUUGUGUCUGUAAAGAAAUGGAAAACAAGAAGGAGCAUGAGUUGCAAUUUGCUGUUUGUAGGCGUUGUCCCAAGUCAUUUCAUCGUAAAUGUUUGCCAAGAGAGAUUGGUUUUGAUGACAUUGAGGAUGAAGAUAUUAUAACAAGGGCUUGGGAAGGACUUUUACCGAACAAUCGCAUUCUUAUCUAUUGCUUAAAGCAUGAGAUUGAUGACGACAUCGGAACUCCUAUAAGAGAUCAUAUAAAUUUCCCAACUGAUAAAGCUGCUGUUCGAGAAAUUAAUACUGAGAAGACAAAACCUGCAACCAAGGACAGACUUAAAUUGAACAAGAACAAUGUUAAAUCAGACAGUCAAUUGGGUAAAAGAAGUGCUAAAUCAUCUAAACUUUCUGGUAAAUUUUCAUCUGAGAACGUUGGUAUCAAGAAGUCUGAAAAGAGUUUUGGAUCAAAUAUAUUAAGGAAGAAAGCAAUUGAAGCAUCAAGGCACUUGAAUGAAAGUAAGAGGUCAAUCUCAAAGGAAACUGAAAGGUGUGACCACGAGGAAAGCAAGCCCUCAAUGGGUGAUGAACUGUAUUCUAUCUGGGAGAAGGGAUUUAAGAAAACUAAUUCCGGCAGUCAGGUUGAUAAUGUAGCUAAGAAAACCCUGUCUGUUAAGCCUACUAAGAAAUUGAGUAGUGCAUUGCCUCCAUUAGAUGCAGAUUCAGAGAGGAGAUUGCUGACUUUGUUUGAAGAAGCUACGUCAUCAAUUACUUUGGAGAAUGUAAUAAAAACACAUAAAUUUGCUUCUACUCAUACUCACUCAUUGAAAAGUGUUGUGGAGAAGACCAUUACAGUGGGGAAGUUGGAAGGCUCAGUUGAUGCUGUCCGAACAGCUCUGAGGAUGCUGGAGGCCGGGCAAAACAUUCGGGAUGCAGAAGCUGUUUGUGGCCCCGAUGUUCUACAUCAGAUAUUUAAGUGGAAGGACAAGCUGAAAGUAUACAUGGCACCAGUUCUAAAUGGUAAUCGCUACACAUCAUAUGGUCGCCAUUUUACACAAGUGGAAAAACUGGAAGGGAUUGUUGAUAAACUGCAGUGGUAUGUUCAAAAUGGCGAUACAAUUGUGGACUUUUGUUGUGGAGCUAACGACUUCAGCACUCUUAUGAAGAAAAAGCUUGAAGAGACGGGGAAGAAAUGCUCAUACAAAAACUAUGAUUUACUUCCAACAAAGAAUGAUUUUAAUUUUGAGAUGAGAGAUUGGAUGAGUGUCCAGCGAAAGGAGUUGCCUGAAGGGUCGCAAUUGAUCAUGGGCCUCAAUCCUCCCUUUGGGCUAAAAGCUGCUUUGGCUAACAAGUUUAUUAACAAGGCUCUUGAGUUUGAACCAAAGCUCAUGAUUCUUAUCGUACCACCAGAAACAGAGAGGCUAGAUAGAAAACGGUCUCCGUACGAUCUUGUGUGGGAGGAUAAGAAGUUUCUAUCAGGCAAGUCAUUUUAUCUACCUGGAUCUAUUGAUGCUAACGACAAGCAAAUGGAACAAUGGAAUAUAACGACACCCCCACUCUACCUUUGGAGCCGCCCGGACUGGACUGUUAAGCAUAAGGGCAUAGCCAAAGAGCACGGUCACCUGUUCAGCCAGCAUGAAGUAUCAAACAUGGAAAGCCCUGAUAAUGAAGAAGCACCUGCUAGUCAUACUAUGGAUGACAAGGAUGGAAAUGAUGUCAUGUUGGGUCAUGAUUCCUUGAGGUUAACUGAUGAUGAAGAUCACACAUCAUCUAUGAAUGGAGGGCAGAAAGGAAGCUCGGCUCUUGGUAGUACCGAUCGACAGAGUCAAUGGGUGAGCAAGGCUGACAGUGACAAGUCCUCCUGGAAGAGGAAACGAACUGAGGAAAAUGAUGGAAGAGCUGUGACCUCACCAGCCAAAAGGCAGGCUAUAAAUCAAAUGCAUGAGGAAGAACUGGACCAUAGCAUAUCUCAUCCAAUUGAUAGAGGACCCUCCGUUGAAGGUUUUCAGCCCAAAUCUUAUUUGCUACCCCCGUAUUCUGAGGCUGGUGAUAGUGGUUAUGGGCAUUUAGAGCCGAGCUCUUUUGGGGUAGCCUAUGUUGGGACCCAAAAGUACCUGAGAGAAUCAGAGAUGAGGCAACAGAGCGGGCUUUACGGGCUGCAGAAUCCUGAUUCUAUGAGGAAUGAUUAUCUAUCUGGACAUGAUCCUGCUUAUAACUUAGGAUCUAGUUAUUUGCCUCCUGGUUCAGUAUCCGAGCCACCGUACAUGAUGACUGCACCAGCUAUGCAACGUUAUGCACCUCGCCUUGAUGAGUUAAACCAUGUCAGCAGGGUGGAUCCUUUGAGGCCUGAACCUCCUAUAAUUGGUCGAAUUGGCGCUUCUGAACAUACAUUGCCCCAACCUGGAAAUGGAAAUGGACUGCCGGGUUUUGCAACUGGUUCUCACCAAUUUUAUUCACGUCGGAAUUCAUCAGGUCGGUUCAAUAGGUAAUUUGAAUGUCCACAUCUCAGUUUUCCUCCUUUACUUUUAGAUGAAGAUGAUAUUAUGCUGUACAGAUGAUAUUAGGAUGGAACCUGUUGUACAUAGAAUCCUUGGUUGUGGCCCUCUUAUACAUCCUUCGAGGAUCGUAGGUCUUUAAUGCUACUCUUCAACCUAUUUCCUUCAUUUUCUUCCAUGUUUCUGGUGGUUUCUUUGUCCCAUAUGGUCAGUGUAAUUGGAUAGUCUCAUAGUCACAUGUGGAUGUAGUACCUAUAGUUGACAGAUCUAGUGUCCAACUAAAUUGUUUUUUUUUUCUGCUUUAGUUGAUCUGGACAGUGAAGAUGAAGAAUUUGGAUUCUUUCAAUCCAAAUCUCACUCAAUCCAAAAUCUGAAUCGUUGAAGUGAAAUGGAACCAGUAAAUCAGCUAUAUUUGUAGUC
Molecule: messenger RNA, 4099 nt
Organism: Lotus japonicus
Lineage: Eukaryota; Viridiplantae; Streptophyta; Magnoliopsida; Fabales; Fabaceae
Product: protein ENHANCED DOWNY MILDEW 2-like
Exons: 19
Coding region: 164-3673 (1169 amino acids)
Source: RefSeq, a predicted model, not a curated record